Molecule: messenger RNA, 222 nt
Organism: Caenorhabditis briggsae
Lineage: Eukaryota; Metazoa; Nematoda; Chromadorea; Rhabditida; Rhabditidae
Exons: 2
Coding region: 1-222 (73 amino acids)
Source: RefSeq, a predicted model, not a curated record
AUGUUCUCGAUCACAAAUGGACAUGAUUCAACUACAACAACAAUGAACACAAUUCAAAGUUGUUACUCGAGAGAGAAGAUGCUAAUUCUCAACACGUCUCCCAUCUGUUACCUUCGUCCCCCAUACUUCCAUACCGUCGUUCGUGAGCUCCCAGAGCUGAUUCGUUUGGCUCCAUCACCCGAUGAAAUUGUUACUACCGUACUCACCGAAUCUACACAAUGA